Messenger RNA from Schistocerca cancellata (South American locust), 2767 nucleotides. RefSeq names its product galactokinase-like. Gene Ontology annotation, molecular function: ATP binding; galactokinase activity. The record is from RefSeq and is a predicted model, not a curated record. The coding region runs from base 144 to 1148 and encodes 334 amino acids. Gene Ontology annotation, biological process: galactose metabolic process; carbohydrate phosphorylation. NCBI's taxonomy places the organism in Eukaryota, Metazoa, Arthropoda, Insecta, Orthoptera, Acrididae. The transcript has 7 exons. Gene Ontology annotation, cellular component: cytoplasm; cytosol.
AUAACGCGUGAAAAGAUGAGUAAAAAUUACGGUGUGGUAGUACAACAAAACCUAUUUCAGCGCUUAGCCGCUUAAUUAUCUGAUGACGUGAUAAGAUGAUUGCAUAAUUCGUUCUUAUCUGUUGCAAACGAUAAAAACAAAGAAUGAGCUGCUGUUGUAGUACAGACGAAAGCCGCACAAUGGCAAGUGACAUACCGAAGGUAGAAAGCUUAAUAAAUGAAGCCGAGAAAGCUUUUACAGAAAAAUUCAAAAGUAAGCCGGACGUGGUGGUAUUUGCACCCGGAAGAGUGAACUUAAUAGGCGAACACACCGAUUAUAACGAUGGUUUCGUUUUGCCUAUGGCUUUACCUCUGGUGACAGUUGUGGUAGGAAGCAAGAACAAUACUGAUACCUGCCAUGUCUUGACAACUAACCAGCAAUGUGAUGCACCAAAAGAAACUGAUUUUCUUAUUCCGUCUAAGCAGUCUCUUCAGCCAGGGUCACCUAAAUGGGCUAAUUAUGUUAAAGGAGUUGUUCAGAAUUUUAAAGGUGCAGUCCCAGGCUUUAAUGCUGUAAUUUCUUCAAGUGUUCCACUUGGCGGAGGUGUUUCAAGCAGUGCUGCUCUAGAGGUUGGAGUUUAUACAUUUCUGGAGGCACUUACAGGACAGAAAACAAACCUCCAAGACAAGGCAUUAGCAUGUCAGAAAGCUGAACAUACAUUUGCAAACAUGCCUUGUGGCAUUAUGGACCAGUUUAUUUCAGUGAUGGCCAAAGAAGGCAGUGCCUUACUUAUUGAUUGCAGAUCAAUGGAAGCAACUAUAGUUCCUAUCAAUGAUCCAAAAAUUGUUAUUUUAAUAACAAACUCAAAUGUUCGGCAUGAACUGACUGGUAGUGAGUAUCCAACUAGAAGGAAGCAGUGUGAAGAAGCUGCAAAACUGCUUGGAAAGAAAAGCCUGAGAGAUGCUAAAUUAAGUGACAUUGAAGUGCUACAGCAGAAAAAGGUUGAUGAAGAUAUUGUGCGUCGUGCCAGACAUGUCAUAGGUGAAAUUAAUAGAACUGAACAGGCAGCAGAGGCACUGAAGAGCAAAGAUUUUACAUUAUUUGGAAAGUUGAUGUUGGAGAGCCAUGAGUCUUUAAGGUGUAUAAAGAUGCUGUUAAUGAAGUCAUAAACAAUACAAAAAAGAAGUACAAAGGAAAAGCAACAUUUUAUGUAGUCACCCCAUCUGCAGGAGCUACAGUUGUGAGAGGAAAGUAAUAUCAGUGAAACCAUAUACUGCCAUGACAGCUGUAGAAUUGUUAUAUUUGUGAGCACUUGUUUUGGGCUACAUAGUGUUGCACAUUUAGUCAUACAGCAAAACUAUUUCAGAUUUUGAAUAAUUGUAUGAAAACUAUUACUAGACUAAUUUUUAAUGUAAUUAGUACAACUGAUGAAGUCAUAUCUUGUGUGUUAAAUCUUAAGGUUGAAAAUAUGGGAUUAGGUGGUGUUUUACAAAAGGCACUAUGUUAUUGAUCAGUUAGAAGUGUUUCUCUCAAGGAGUUUGCCAUUUUGCUUAUUAAACUAUUACAAAUAUUUCUCUUCACUCUGCAACAAAGUGUACAUUAUAGGCCAUCUUAAAGCAAAUUAUAUGAUUUUCCAGACCAAUAAUUGAAUGUUUCAUAAACAAUGCUGAUACCCCUACACACACUCUCUCUCUCUCUCUCUCUCUCUCUCUCUCUCUCUCUCUCUCUCUCUCUCUCUCUCUGUUGUGUAUAACUGCAAUAUUGUACAGUCGCUUCAAAACCUAACACACAGAACCAAUAUUUAAAAAAAAAAAUCAGAGUUUCCUUCCUUUUUUUAGCAAUGGUUUACUUGAGCUCUUCAUUUUUCUGAGAGGGGUAAUCUAGUAAUUUCAUUAAAUUAAACAGAUGAGAUGUGGCAAUUGAACUAAUAAUCCAUAUUUUCUGUAUAUUUACUCAGGCUGAUGUCAAAUGAAGAAUAUAUUCUAAGGAUUAUGUAAAAUUAAUUUUCUCUAAUUAUAAAGCACAUCAACCUCACAAAAGAAGGAACUGCAUAGUGGAGAGAGGGAGCUGUGGUAUAGAUUGUAAACUGGUUAGAGUUUCAAACAUACCACAUUUACAUAUACCAUUUUGUGCAGAGAAGAAUGUGCAAGAGGAAAUGAUCGGAAUCAUAAAUACCAUUAGUGUAUUUUAGUCUGUCAUAUUUUACUCCUCCCUCUUACUGAUGGUGAAAGGCAGAACUUCUUUACUGAGAGAGAAAAAUAUAUAAAAUAUUUUGGAGCUGUUACCGUUGAGCAUUUUUGUUGUUUUUGGUAUUAUUACAAAUGUAGCAAGCCCUUAACUUUCUGUUAUUUUAGACUUCAUGGUGGAUAAGAGCUUAACAGUUCUAAGAAUCUUUUUUUUUUCCUGCCUUGGGCAAGAACCUACAUUCUUUUUUCCUGCACAUUCUUUUUGGAUAUCGCUAAAACUUAGCUAAACUUGAAGUAACAUUUGCUUUGCUGGGAAGCAUCUUCUUUACUCUGGCCCAUCUUUUUCAGAUGCUUACGUAUUGUUGACACCCAAGAAAUCUACAUGUGCCUUUUUCUUCUUGAUACAGUGAGACAAAUAUAGAAUUUCUGAAGCACAGAUAAAAAUCAUCUUGUUUAGGGGUUGAAUUAGUUGCGUAAGGCAUAUUAGAAAAGUAUAAUCUAUAUAUACAGCUGUUCAAUAAAAGUGACCGUACAGUAAUGUGAUGUACUGGAAUUCCCACUCCCCCAUCAAACCUCCCAAAUUACCCACUCCAUUAGGAGAU